CCGCUCUUCCCGCUCCUGCGCAGCUCUCACCCCGGUCCUGUGCCUCCCUCUAGCCGCCUCUCUUUUUGUCAACAUGUCGGAGUAUACUGCGGUACCACCACCCGGAGCUCCCGGGGCUGCGCUCGGCGGACAGGCAGCUAUCGGGAAUGGAGGUGGCAUCAAGAAGGACGCCUUCGCGGACGCGGUGCAGCGGGCCCGGCAGAUCGCAGCAAAGAUAGGGGGUGAUGCUGGUCCUCCUCCCAUGAACAACAGCAAUGCAUCGGAUGUUUUUCCAUUCGCUGCGCAGAAACGACAGCUCGAGGAUGCAGAUCAGCCAGAGAGUAAAAAGCUGGCCACACAGAGUGACAUGGAUUCAGCCACAGCACUGUCUAUUGGAGCACAGUUAGCUGCUCUUGCACAACAGAGGCCCGCCUCCACCUCAGAGGAGUACAGUGUUCCAGACAGCAUGGUGGGACUCAUUAUUGGCCGUGGAGGUGAACAGAUCAAUAAGAUACAACAGGAUUCGGGCUGCAAGGUUCAGAUAGCUCCAGACAGUGGCGGUCUUCCAGAGAGGAGUGUCUCUUUGACAGGGUCCCAUGACUCCAUACAGAAAGCCAAGCGGCUACUGGAUGAGAUAGUGUCGCGAGGGCGUGGCACGCCCCCUUCUUACCACGAGUCGACUAAUGGCCAGAAUGGCACGGUGCAGGAGAUGAUGAUCCCUGCGGGCAAAGCUGGCCUUGUCAUUGGCAAAGGAGGAGAGACCAUCAAACAGCUACAGGAACGUGCUGGGGUGAAGAUGAUCCUGAUCCAGGAUGCCUCUCAGGGACCCAACAUGGAUAAGCCCUUACGCAUCAUCGGAGACCCGUACAAAGUCCAGCAAGCCCAGGAAAUGGUGCAGGAGAUUCUGAGGGAGAGAGACCAUGGUGGCUAUGGUGAAAGGAAUGAAUACGGCUCCCGCAUGGGGGGAGGCAUGGAUAUCCCAGUGCCACGACACUCAGUGGGUGUGGUCAUCGGCCGCAGUGGGGAGAUGAUCAAGAAAAUCCAGAAUGACGCUGGAGUUAGGAUACAAUUCAAACAAGAUGAUGGGACUGGUCCUGACAAGAUCGCCCACAUCAGUGGUCCUCCUGACCGCUGUGAGCACGCUGCCCAGAUCAUCAACGACCUGCUUCAGAGCAUCAGAGUCAGAGAGGAGGGACAGGGGGGGCCCCCAGGGCCACCAGGCAUGCCACCAGGCAACAGGGGUCGGGGCAGGGGACAGGGUGGCUGGGGGCACCCUGGGGGGGAGAUGACCUUCUCCAUCCCCGCCCACAAGUGUGGCCUGGUGAUUGGCCGUGGGGGAGAAAAUGUCAAGUCCAUCAACCAGCAGACGGGAGCCUUUGUGGAAAUCUCCCGACAGCCGCCCCCCAACGGAGACCCCAACUUCAAACUCUUUGUCAUCCGGGGCUCACCGCAGCAGAUUGACCACGCCAAGCAGCUCAUUGAAGAGAAGAUUGAGGGUCCUCUGUGUCCUGUGGGUCCGGGCCCAGGUGGGCCUGGGGGGCCGGGCCCUGCUGGCCCAAUGGGCCCCUACAACCCUAACCCUUACAACCCUGGACCCCCUGGAGCUCCUGGACCACCACAUGGUGGUCCUCCAGGCCCUCACCAGUAUCCCCCUCAGGGCUGGAGCAACACCUACCAGCAGUGGCAGCCCCAGGCACCCCAUGACCCCAGCAAGGCAGCAGCCACUGACCCCAAUGCAGCCUGGGCAGCCUACUACGCCCAGUACUACCAGCAGCCGUCGGGGUCUGUGCCAGCCCAGCACCCUGCAAAUCCAGCUGGAGGUGCCCCAGCCUCAGGUGACCAGACCCAGCCGGCCCAAACCCAUGGGGGCCAGCCGGACUACACCAAGGCCUGGGAGGAGUACUAUAAGAAGAUGGCCCAGGCAGGAGCGUCAGUCCCUGGAGCAGCAGCUGGAGCCCCUGGAGCAGCUGGCGGGGCAGCAGCCACUGCAGGAGGACAGCCGGACUACAGCGCAGCCUGGGCAGAGUACUACAGGCAGCAGGCUGCAUACUACGGACAGACGGGACAGGCCCCUGGACAGCCAGCCGCUCCCCAACAAGGACAGACGCAGUGAGAAGCCACGGCAGCAGGGUCACGGAUGUCAGAGAGAAUCAGGAAGACAAAAGAUGAAGAACAAGUAUCUUGUAACCCUGACCUCUCCACCAGGAUCUAGGCUGUUUAUUUUUUAAAUUAACUUUAA
Molecule: messenger RNA, 2218 nt
Organism: Myripristis murdjan (pinecone soldierfish)
Lineage: Eukaryota; Metazoa; Chordata; Actinopteri; Holocentriformes; Holocentridae
Product: far upstream element-binding protein 2-like
Exons: 18
Coding region: 74-2092 (672 amino acids)
Biological process (GO): regulation of DNA-templated transcription
Molecular function (GO): RNA binding
Source: RefSeq, a predicted model, not a curated record